AUGUUUUCCACGGUAUUCGCGUCCGUUCUUUUGGUCCUCUCCUCGGUCCUCACUCCGGUGAACACCCAGUCUAUCGACAUAAACUCCGUCGCCGAGGCCACUCGAGAGUACUGGUGCAGUUCCCAGAAAGCUGCAUGUCCCCUCAUUUGCCUACAACUUCCAGGAGCUACCGGAUCUCCAGCAGAAAAUUCCUGCGAUGCUGAUACCUUGAGCUACUCUUGCGUCUGCAGCAACAAUGUCUCGCCCAAUGCAUCCGAGUACUCCCAGACAAUGCCCUACUUUAUCUGCACCGAGACAAAUACCGAAUGUGUCAACAAGUGCACCACCAGUGCCUGUGCGGCCGCCUGCCGCUCCGACCACCCUUGCGGUGCUCAAGACCCCAAGCGCGUCAAUGUCACCACCACUACCUCUGCCGCUGCUACGACAAGUACCGCCACGUCCACUGCGGUGCAGACCGACGAGGCCACCGGUGCUGCUACUCGAUACGCCCUCGAAAUGGGUCAUAUCUAUGGAACUUUCAUUCUCAUCAGCGGUUUCCUUGCCGGAUUUGCGAUUCUCUUGUGA
Molecule: messenger RNA, 564 nt
Organism: Penicillium cosmopolitanum
Lineage: Eukaryota; Fungi; Ascomycota; Eurotiomycetes; Eurotiales; Aspergillaceae
Exons: 3
Coding region: 1-564 (187 amino acids)
Source: RefSeq, a predicted model, not a curated record